Molecule: messenger RNA, 1158 nt
Organism: Brachypodium distachyon (stiff brome)
Lineage: Eukaryota; Viridiplantae; Streptophyta; Magnoliopsida; Poales; Poaceae
Exons: 3
Coding region: 54-668 (204 amino acids)
Source: RefSeq, a predicted model, not a curated record
GGGCGCAGCAGGGGUUUUCGAUUCUCCCCUCCCUCGUUCCGCCGCCGCCGAAAAUGUUGGCGGCUUGCCGUCACGCCGCCUCCACCUCUCCUCGCCUCCUCCUCCGCCGCCUCUCCACGCAGCCCAAACCCAAAGCCCCACCGCCGCCGUCAGAUGAGGGCGCGGGGGCGUGGGCCCGUCGCGCGGCUGCGCUCUCGCUCCUGGGGCUCACCGGCGCCGUCGCCGCCAGCGCCGUCAGCGACCUCUCCGUCUUCCUCUCCUGCUCCAGCCAGGCAAUGGAGAAGGCCACACAGAACCAGCAGAUAGUGAGUGCGAUCGGCAUGCCCAUCACGCGGGGUGCCUGGUACAGCGCUUCCAUUGCCGUGAACCACGCGAGGAAUUCUGUCUCCUGCACUUUUCCCGUGUCAGGCCCUCAAGGAGACGGGCUUCUUAAGCUCAAGGCUGUUCGCUUGGGAGAUGGAUCUUGGUUAUCAUUUAUACAACGCAGUGACUGGGAGAUACUUCUUAUGGACGCCAUUCUUGAUGUUCAUACUGAAGAUGGGAAACACCAAACAAUAAGGGUAACGAUCCCAGACAACAAGAAGACAGCUCCACUGCCAGCUGACUGCAGCGCAUGCAAGUCCCAGCCAACACCGACACCGACACCACCUCCAGCUCAAGGGAAGUGAACCUCAUCCAGAGAUGAUCUUUGGUCUGAACAUAGCUACCAUGGUCUUAUUAUUUUCUUUUCCUGUUCCUCAUCAAGCUUUUCUAUAAUAAAAUAAGUACUUCCCAAGGGACAAAGUCAGCAGGAGAUUCUUUUCUGAUAUGUGGGCACUGAGCAAAUGAUACGACAUAGAGUAGGUUAGAUGAAACUUCUGUUGUUGUUGAAAGAAGGCUAAAUUGGACAAAAAGCUCAUUCUUUUGAAAGUUCAUUUCCAUGGUACUGAAGAAAGAGCCUAGUUCACUACUCGUAUUACAUAGCUAGCUUCAUGUUGGUUGCAGACUUGCAAUACAUACAUACUGACAGUAUGUUUUCUUCCUGGACGGUCAUCACAUUAUGUAUGCCGAAUGAUCAUUUUCUUUGUAAUGAUUGUUCCAGAUUGCUAUUUGGGAAUGUACACUGUUAGUGGUCGAGAAAUCUCUGACUCAUUUUAUUAAUUUGUGUUUAGAUUGCUU